Messenger RNA from Colletotrichum lupini, 210 nucleotides. RefSeq names its product cytochrome P450 86A1. The transcript has a single exon. The record is from RefSeq and is a predicted model, not a curated record. Bases 1 to 210 code for a protein of 69 amino acids. Lineage: Eukaryota; Fungi; Ascomycota; Sordariomycetes; Glomerellales; Glomerellaceae.
AUGGCGGCUGAGGUAUUGGGCCAGCAGGUUAUAAUUGGCUUUGUUUCUGGAAGUCGAUAUGAGUGUUUGAGCAAAACCAUCGCCAGAAUUGAGUUGAACAAAGUUAUUGUUCAGGUGAGUCUGGCUAGAACAUUCUUCGAGUCUUUCCUGUUCAACUUGACAAGGGCGAGCGCUUUAAUUACCAACUGGACUUGGCUUCACCAAUCAUAG